Molecule: messenger RNA, 1005 nt
Organism: Diplodia corticola
Lineage: Eukaryota; Fungi; Ascomycota; Dothideomycetes; Botryosphaeriales; Botryosphaeriaceae
Product: alpha beta hydrolase fold-3
Exons: 1
Coding region: 1-1005 (334 amino acids)
Source: RefSeq, a predicted model, not a curated record
AUGCCGGGAUCAUACCCACCGUCUAAACCCCAUUCGCCGUCUCCAGUGUCAGCGCCGCAUAGGGGUGGCGAGGGCGGCCAUGAUGGUGCUCAUCUGCGGCCACCAUUGCGUAAUGAUUCAAGUUCCGGCGAUGUCUUCUUUAUCGCGCUAGAAGAGCCCGAGUCCGUCGUCACGCCGAAACUGCGUGGCGGUGGGGGCGACGACGAUACUAGAAAGAGAGUUCCGGCGAACUUGUGGUACUUCGCGGGGGGUUCUGGUCCGCCGCCAACUUACGAGGAAUACAGGAACAUGCGAAAGAGUCUGCGGAAGAAGGGCCAGGAACGAGCAGAGAAGGGGGGCUGGAAGGAUGUGAUACAUUGGGGUUUACCGCCGCGUGAGGAGAAGAAGGAGCGCGAGCCAGAGGUUGGGAACGGUGGUAAUGGUGGAGAACGAUCACUAGUGGAAGAACGGCCUGGCAGUGAUGCACCAGUAGACAAUCAUCCUCAAUCAGCUCUUCCUCUUCCUCCUCAAGAUCAAACACCAGCAAGGAGUCACGCAUCAGUGGGGAGCCGAGCAUCACUGAGAAGUCAACCAUCGGCGAGGAGUCAAAUAUCGGCAAGGAGUCAAGCAUCAGCAAGAAGUCAAGCAUCAGCGAGAAGUAGAGUUUCAAGACAGCAAAAUCCUGAGCAACCCCCACCACCACCACCGUCGCCGCCGCCACCCAACAACAACAACCUCCCUGCAGAUCCCAACCACCCGCCGCCGGAGAACAACCAUCCAGGCGAGGAUGCAGAUGACUCCGCUUCCGACGACAAUGAUCGUAACGCUGGCCGCCACCCGUGUCCGCACCUAGGGAUGAUCGCCACUAGAGAUCAAGUCAUGGAUCUGUACGCCGAGAUGCUGCCACCGUUCUUCGCUCACGUCGAGCGGGUAGCACGCGGGGUUCUCUUCGAUGCCCAGCGGCAUGCCGCGAAUUGGCACCACGACGACAACGACAACCGCGGUCGCGAGGAAGGGGGGAGAUGA